Messenger RNA from Sarcophilus harrisii (Tasmanian devil), 4421 nucleotides. Its product is annotated as zinc finger protein 595-like. Gene Ontology annotation, molecular function: DNA-binding transcription repressor activity, RNA polymerase II-specific. NCBI's taxonomy places the organism in Eukaryota, Metazoa, Chordata, Mammalia, Dasyuromorphia, Dasyuridae. The record is from RefSeq and is a predicted model, not a curated record. The transcript is spliced from 5 exons. The coding region runs from base 144 to 1097 and encodes 317 amino acids. Gene Ontology annotation, biological process: negative regulation of transcription by RNA polymerase II.
CUUACACUGGCUUCGUUCAAGCCUCCGCUCAGCGUGAGCUCUGGGCCGGGGGAGACCCCGCCGGAGAGCAGAGCGAGCAAGCUGGCUCUGCCUUUUGAGGUCUCCGCCUGGCCCCAGCAGUGGAGACCACCUCGGAGAAAGAAAUGGUCACCAGCCUCUUGACAUCCAGAGACACUACGGAAUCACUGACGUUGAGAGAUGUGGCGGUGGACUUCACCCGGGAGGAAUGGAGGAGCUUGCACCCCUCCCAGAAGGAGCUGUACCGGGACGUGAUGCUGGAGAACUACCGGAACCUGGUGUGCCUGGGGCUUGCGGUUUCCAAAGAAGACGUGAUCUCCCAGUUGGAACGAGGAGAACCCCCUUGGGGGCCUGAGGGAGACGCCCUGAGCGGCCCCUGUCCAGGAGAAGCCUGGAAAUGUGAUACCAAAUUAAGGAGGAAACAGAGGAGUGAAGAAAAACCGUAUGAAUGUAAUGAAUGUGGGAAAGCCUUUCGCCGGAGCGUUGACCUUACUCGACAUGAGAUUAUUCAUACUGAAGAGAAGCCUUAUGAAUGUAAUGAGUGUGGGAAGGCCUUUCAUCGGAGUACAGGACUCACUGAGCAUCAGAACACUCAUACUGGAGAGAAGCCAUAUGAAUGUAACGAAUGUGGGAAGGCAUUUCGCCGGAGUACAGAACUUAUCCGACAUCAGAGAAUCCACACAGGAGAGAAACCAUAUGAAUGUAAUGAAUGUGGGAAGGCCUUUCAUCGGAAGACAGGACUUACUGAACAUCAGAAUAUUCAUACUGGGGAGAAACCUUAUAAAUGUAAGGAAUGUGGGAAGGCCUUUCGCUGGAGGCCAGGUCUUACUCGUCAUCAGACAAUUCAUUCUGGAGAGAAACCUCAUAAAUGUAAUGAAUGUGGGAAGGCUUUCCAUAGUAAGUCAACACUUACUGAACAUCAAAAAAUCCAUACUGGAGAGAAACCUUAUGAAUGUAAUGAAUGUGGGAAGGCCUUUCGCUGGUGGACAGGACUUAUUCGGCAUCAGACAAUUCAUUAUCGAGAAAAGUCUUUUGAAUGUAAUGAUUGUGGGAAUGCAUCCCAGGAGCCUACAACUUAGUCAGCAUCAGAGAGUUUAUACUGAGGAGAAGCCUUAUAAAUGUAGUGAAUGUGGGACAAUCAGCUUCCUCAACAUCAAACAUUUCACACGGGGGAGAAACCUUCUGAAUGUGAAAAGGCCUCCUGCUAGACCCUCACAGCUUCCUCAACAUUAGACAAAUCAUGUGGGAGAGAAAUCAUGAAUGUAAUAAAUAUGAAAAGGCAUUCUGGCAGGAAAGUCCUAAUUUUAAAGCAGAGUUAAUCCUGGACAGAUAUUUGUAGAAUGUAAGGAACAUGGACCACAAAGAAACCUUAUGAAUAUAAUGAAUGUGGAAGUCCUUUUAUCCCAGGUCAAGAUUUACUGUAUAUAAGAAAAUUCAUUUUAGAAAGCUUGUUAUCUAUUCUCAGCUGGCCUUCACUGAAAUAAGGGAUCCCGUUAUUUUUCCUUCCCCAUAGAAACUCUUUCAAACUUUUUUCUCUCAAGCCUUCUAUAUAUCUUAGCCCUCAUACUCUCACCUGAGAAUCUCAUUUCUUAUUUUACUGAGAAAGUUGAGGCUAUUCAAUGUAGUCUCUUUAUCUCAAACAUCUUGACACUUCCUGCUUUUCUACAGUUUCUUCUCCUUGCAGUGGCAAGAAUGCCUUAAAUAUGCAAUUGAUUCAAUCCCUCUUGUCUUCAGCAGAAUGAAAAAGCAAUGAUUCCUCCAGUCCAUAUUCAAUCUAUUAUAGAUUUCUUCUUACUGUUUUCAAAGAUGCCUAAGUCUAUAAAAAACCUUCCUCAUCCAAAUUUAGAGGGAAAAACUAUAUUUACUCCCUCUACUUCCUUUCCUCUCAUUCAGCCCCGAACCCUUUGUUGUAUGAUGUCUGACCAUUUUAUUCAACUGAAACCAUUGCCUUCAUAGUUACCAGUGAUAUCUAAAUGGCUACAUCUAAUGGUCCUUUCUCUGAUUUCAUGCUUCUUGAUUUGUCUGCUGAAUUUGGUACUCUUAACCACCCUGUUCUCCUGCAUACAUUCCCCCUCUCUGGGAUUUCAUAGCAACUUUCUUAUUUUUCCUGUAUGACUACCUUUUGGUAUCCGUUCUCUUAGCCUCUCUCUAAGGCUUCUGGUCUCUCUCCAUCCUCUUGGUAACAUAAUGGGCCCCCAUGAGUUUAAUUGUCAUCUCUGUUCAGAUAAUCCACAGAACUCCAUCUCCUGCCCUGGAGCUCUAAGUUUGAAUCACCAAGUGGACAUUUCAUGAGACAUCACAGACUCAACCUGUCUAAAAGACAACUUAUUCUCUUUUUCCUCAAGACGAUCCCUCUUAAAUCUUUUCUCUGUUUCUGUCAUUCUUCUCAUCACAUAUUGUCAGAGGCAAGACUGAAACCUAGGUUUUCCCAACUCCCAGCCCAAUUACCCCAGUAAACUAUGCUGCCUCUCAUGAAUGUGUUUCUUAUAAAGGAUUCUAAUCAGCCGGGUUCAUGUUCUAGUUCUUCUACUUGUGACCUAGGGUCAUAGAUAGGCUUACAAAUGGAAAGGAUUCUCUCUGAGCUGAGUUUCCUCAUCUCUGAAAUAAAGGGAUUGGACUAGACCAGUGGUUCUCAAAUGUUUGCUCUCACUAUCUUUAUAAAGUAUCAUAUAUAUUGUAGUAUAAAGAUACUACUAAAAAUGAUUCUGAAUCUGUGCAAAGAGUUUUUAUGUAGUUAUAUUUAUAGAUAUUUACCAUAUUAGAAAUAAAAACAAAUGUUAAAUUUAUAGACCCUCUGAAGGGAUUUCAGAGACCCCCAGGACUCUCUGGUCCACACUUUGACAAUCACUGGACUGACUGAUCUCUAAGCUUCCAGUUUUAAAUCUUUUGAACAAGUUCAGAAUUCUAUCUGUCCCCAGAAGAUUUCUUUAUUAGUUAAGCCUUUCUUGCGUGCCUUCAUAUUUCCAUAUUUCCAGCUGUGUAACCUCAGUGUAUCUACAGUUCCUCACUUUUGUUUAUCCCACAUACCCAGUUGGUUGCCAAAUUUUGCCAUUUCCACCUCUGCAAUAACUGUCACUCUGAUCUUUCUUCCCACUGAUGACCUCAUUAGACACCAGCACCUCUCCUUUUAUUAUAGUGUCUCCAUGUUGGUCACCCUGGCUCAAGCGUCUUCCCACUCUAGCCUCUUACACCACAUUGUUCCCAAAAUGAUAUCUCAAGUACAGAUCUGAACAUAGAACUCUUGGGCCCCACUUGGCUUCCUGUUGCCUCUAGGAUAAAAGACAAAAUCCUCUGUUUAGCUUUUGAAGCCUUCAUAUUCAUUCCCCAAACUACCUUUUCAGACUCAUCAGAUAUUGUUCUCCCUCCCAUACUCUGCCAUCUAGACAAACUGUUCCUCACAUAUAAUACUCCAUCUCCUGUCUCUGUGCUUUUGUCCUGGGUAACCCGCAUGCCUGGAAUGCACUCGUUCCCCAGCUCUGCCUCAGAGAAUCCCACAAGAUUAGCUCAAGUCCCACUGACAUGAAAUCUUCCCUGAUUCCCCUCAUGACUAGUGCCCUCCUGCCUCAAAUGGGCUUGUAUUUAUAUCAUAUUUAUUGUCAUUUUUAUUCUUCAUAAAUUAUAUACUUACUGAAUGUCUUACUCAAUAACGUGUGAACUCCUUAAAAGCAGGAAUGGUCUCAUUCUUUGUCUUUGUAGUUCCACUGUCUAGAACAGUGCCUGGAAUGGGUUAGAUACUCAACUGCUUCAUUUUGAAGAAGGCCAGUGACGUCACAGGGGGAUCACUUAACUUGCAAGUGAAUUUGAUUUAGGUGAGGGAGACUUGCACAGUCGUCAGCCUCACCUUCCAGAAUCAUUGAAGGCCAGACAAAAGUCAAGAUGAAGGGGAUGUGGCGGAUGACCUUGGCGUCUUCAAUGCCUGACCAGUCUCUAAAUGCUCCACAGUGUCUGCUUCAGCCCUUUCGUGGCCACUGGAACAAAUUGUUCUUAUCCGUCCAUUCUGCAGAAUAACGUCUUGAAGUACCUAUCUCUUAACUUAUUGACGGGUUUGAGGCCCGUUCCUUAGCCUCAACCUGGCAUGGCCUGUCUGCUGAGAUGACUUGGCCAGGUAUGGCCACUGUGUGUGCUAUGGUUUCUUGGAGCCACAGGUGAGAGUUAAGUGACAAGUGGACACUGCAGGUGGAUGAGUAGCCCUGAAAAGGGCUCAGCAAGCCCUCCCAUCAGUUGCUGGUCCUCAUGAACAUCCCAUUCACCAUUUCUUGGCCUUUUGGCUAACAUCAUGUGUUGUAUCUAUUCUUAUCAGUUUAGUAUGGGAUGCACUAUCUAUCUGAGGGCAAUGUAAGACAUUCAAUAAAAGCUUGUUGAUUGAUAGAUUAUGGAUUUUUGAUUGAUUGAUGAAUUCACUU